UCCAAACCAAACCCCACUACCUCGUUCUGUUCCUACGUUGUCUUGUCCCUCCUCUCCGGCCACCUCUCCCGGUUCUGAAGUCAAAAUGGCCAUCGCCUAGAUCACGGCGAAAGCUUCCAUGGCCGGCGAGUCUCGCAGCGCCAGCAGCAUUUACCUCGCGAUCGAUUCUCCCCUGGUUUCUCCAUGAGAUCUGCAGCUCAUGGCGGCUAAGCAAAAGAUCACCAGACGACCCAAGCUCAAGCCCGACAGCGACGUCGCCUCCCCCAUGCCUCGUUCGCAGCGUCCUGAUUCCAGAUACCGGAGGAUCGGCUUCGUGCUCCCGGUGUUCCUGCUUUUGUUCGUCGUGGGUUUCGCGGGCAUUUACUCGAAGUGGUGGGGAAGUUUCACGGUCGACGAUGUGUCCCCCGGCGUAUAUUCGAUCGAAGUGGUGCGCGAGUUUCCUCACGAUCCCCAAGCCUUCACUCAGGGGCUUCUUUACGCGGAAAAUGAUACCUUGUAUGAGUCGACUGGUCUCGCUGGGCGGUCAUCAGUUCGAAAGGUAGCUCUCCAAAGUGGGAAGGUUGAGGCACUACAAAAGAUGGAUCGAUCUUACUUUGGGGAAGGUUUGACUCUUCUUGGCGAAAGGCUGUUUCAAGUAACUUGGUUGCAGAAAACUGGUUUCAUAUAUGACAGAAAUAAUUUAAGCAAAUUUGAAGAAUUCACUCAUGAGAUGAAAGAUGGUUGGGGACUAGCAACUGACGGCAAAAUGUUAUUUGGAACUGAUGGAACUUCAACGUUGUAUCAAAUUAAUCCUCACAAUUUCAGAGUCAUGGGUAAACAGGUUGUCAGAUACAGGACUCAUGAAGUUCACAACCUAAAUGAGCUGGAGUAUAUUAAUGGGGAAGUUUGGGCAAACAUAUGGCAGAGUGAUUGCAUUGCGAGAAUCUCUUAUAAAGAUGGCAAAGUAAUCGGCUGGAUACUUCUUCAGAAAUUGAGGGAAGGAUUGAUAACAGCAGGAUAUAAUGGAAUUGAUGUUUUAAAUGGCAUAGCAUGGGAUAACAAAGAGAAGCGCCUUUUUGGUAAUCUCUCAUCUUUAACCUGCAUUUUCCAGCAUGUAGUCUUCAUAGCCACAAGUUCGUGUCUCUACGAGCAACUCAUCUGGUGAUCAUUUACUGAAGAGUAACUGGAAAAUUAUGGCCGAAGCUGUACGAGAUCCGGUUGCAUCCUGUAAAAAGGCGGUUUGAUGAUGGAGUCAUCAAGCGACUGUGUUUGCGGAUGCCUUUCGAUUUCGGAAAGCCAUAGUCCGACGGAGGAGCCAUUCACGGCAUGGUGAUGGUUAGUUGUGCUACAAACAAGUUGGCAUGAUCGGGAUUAUAAUGUUAGGAAACACGGUGCCGUCGCUGAGAAACAUACAAUCACGGAAGAGCCAAACUUUUUCACAUUGAUAAAUUCGAUAUCUCUCUCUCUCUGUGAUGGGUUUGUCGAGUCUCGUCUCUUCCAUUCUUCUUAACUCAUGCGGUUUACCAGGAGUCCACAUAAAAGGACUGUACAUAUGCAUUCGCUGAAGCUUUGUUUUUGAGUUAAUGGAUUUGAAUGGAUUGAAGCCACCUUCAGAAAUUCGUAACAAAGUGGAAAAUAUAUCAAUACAAAUUACGCUUUUAUUGCUUUA
Messenger RNA from Syzygium oleosum, 1648 nucleotides. RefSeq names its product glutaminyl-peptide cyclotransferase. The transcript is spliced from 11 exons. NCBI's taxonomy places the organism in Eukaryota, Viridiplantae, Streptophyta, Magnoliopsida, Myrtales, Myrtaceae. Gene Ontology annotation, molecular function: glutaminyl-peptide cyclotransferase activity. Bases 200 to 1144 code for a protein of 314 amino acids. The record is from RefSeq and is a predicted model, not a curated record.